Molecule: messenger RNA, 1554 nt
Organism: Dichotomopilus funicola
Lineage: Eukaryota; Fungi; Ascomycota; Sordariomycetes; Sordariales; Chaetomiaceae
Exons: 2
Coding region: 1-1554 (517 amino acids)
Source: RefSeq, a predicted model, not a curated record
AUGAGGACACAGGGACUUCUGUUUCUUCUUAACCUGGCCCUGGUGCGGGCACAGGCCGGUAACGACUCACCAACACUUGAUCCUGAUGUUAUUCAGGCCGGAUCGACCUUUGACGGGUCGAAGGCUCUCGGCUUUGACCCGGUUCAAGCCGCAUCGACGACCUCCGGGAACAACUUUAUCAAUUUCUGCAAGGGCAAGACCAUAACCAAUGGCUUUCAGAUCACAGAUGGCUCCUGCAAUGGAAUUGUCAUGGGAGACAUCCCUUCGACCAAGGACAUGAUCUCCGUGGUCAUCACAAACCCACAGAACGGGGAUAGUAUAGACUCCAACAAAGACUUCGACAUCGUCGUCCAGACCUCAAACCUGGACGCCGGCUCUUUCACCAACGCGGCAUCAACCUACUACGCAGCGCCGCAGCAGUUGAACGGCGGUAAAAUUGUCGGCCAUGUGCACGUUACCGUCCAGGACACAGGCAAGGACCUCAACCCAACCGAGCCCAUGGAUCCCACGCAGUUUGCCUUCUUCAAGGGUAUCAACGACGCUGGAGACGGCAAGGGUAAACUCACGGCCGCCGUGACGGGCGGGUUGCCAGCGGGGAACUACCGCCUCUGCACCCUGACAGCGGCGGCAAACCAUCAACCGGUGGUUAUGCCCGUGGCCCAACGGGGUGCCCAGGAUGAUUGUGUCCGGUUCACGGUCACCGGUAAUGGGAAAACAGUCAACCCGGCCGCUAGCAAUGGUGAAAAGGGGCUGGCUAAUCUCGAUACCAUUGCUAAGGCUGUAACUCUGGGGCCUGGAGCCCCUGAUCCUGGCGCUGGUGCCGAUGCUGGUGGUGGUGGAGGCAACAACGGCGGGGGGAACAAUGGUGGUGGAAACAAUGGUGGUGGUAACGGAGGUGGUAACAACGGUGGCGGUGGUAACGGUGGUGGUGGUAACAAUGGUGGUGGUAACGGCGGGGGGAACAAUGGUGGUGGUAAUGGCGGCGGUGGUAACAACGGUGGCGGUGGUAACGGUGGUGGUGGUAACAAUGCUGGUGGUAAUGGUGGUGGUGGUAACAAUGCUGGUGGUAAUGGUGGUGGUAAUGGUGGUGGUAACGGGGGUGGUAGUAACAAUGUUGGCGGUAACACUGGAGGCGGGCGUGGAAAAGGCAAAGGCAAAGGGAAAGGGAACGCACAGCCCACUACAAGCUCAGAUGCGGCGGCUGCUACGACAAGCUCAGAAGACCCGGUUGCCACGCCGACUCCGACUCCUACAGUCUCCGAUGAACCGACCGAGACGGCUGCUGCAGGAGGGAAUGAUGGUGGAAACGGUGGUGGGAACGGUGGAGGAGGCAAUGGUGGAGGCGGGAAUGGCGGAGGGAAUGGUGGUGGAAAGGGUAAGGGGAAGGGUAAUGGUGGAAAUGGUGAUGAUGGGACAGGAGAUGGCGGAAAUGGAGGAGGGGCCGCAGAGCCCACGGAGACACCGCAGGCCGGGGGCGGAAGGGGUAAAGGGAGGGGAAAACGGCAAACGGACCGUCUUGCUCGUCUCUCUCGCCGGCGGCGGUUCAUUGCAUGA